Erpetoichthys calabaricus (reedfish) is the source of this 5722-nucleotide messenger RNA. It is a transcript of the gene rce1a, whose product is annotated as Ras converting CAAX endopeptidase 1a. Gene Ontology annotation, biological process: CAAX-box protein processing. Gene Ontology annotation, molecular function: metalloendopeptidase activity. The coding region runs from base 89 to 1057 and encodes 322 amino acids. Lineage: Eukaryota; Metazoa; Chordata; Cladistia; Polypteriformes; Polypteridae. The record is from RefSeq and is a predicted model, not a curated record. Gene Ontology annotation, cellular component: endoplasmic reticulum membrane. The transcript is spliced from 8 exons.
GUCAUUUCCCCGUAUUUUUUUUUUAAGUUUACAAAAUCCCGUGGCUCUUCCUACAGUACAGAGGUUUAAAAGUGCGGCGGCCGCCGCCAUGUCCGAAGGGGACGGAGUGAUGAUCGCGCUUGAUGCUGAUACGUUGCCAGAGGCGCCGCUUGUUGGGUCGCGAAGGCUCUGUUUUGCAUCUGUGCUCUCGUGUCUGCUGCUGGCAUGCUCGUACGUUGGCAGCCUGUAUGUAUGGAGGAGCGACCUGCCCAGGGAUCAUCCUGCAGUGAUUAAAAGGCGCUUCACCAGUGUGCUUAUUGUGUCUGCCCUCUCCCCAGUUUUUGUGUGGACAUGGCGAGAAUAUACAGGCAUUAAGCCUGGCCCAUGUCUAUUUGCUUUAAUGGGAAUUCGUCUGGAGGGCAUUUUUUUUGCUGCAACACUGCCUCUGCUGCUUACAAUGGUAUUGUUUCUGGGCCCCUUAAUACAGCUGACAAUGGAUUGCCCAUGGGAUUUUAUCGAUGGCCUUAAAGUUUACUUUGAUCCAAGGUUCUGGAUGCUGUGCCUUUCAGACAUGCGGUGGAUGCGGAACCAGGUGGUGGCACCAUUGACUGAAGAACUGGUGUUCAGAGCCUGUAUGUUACCUAUGCUCAUUCCAUGUGCAGGGCUAUGGUCAUCCAUCUUUACUUGUCCACUCUUUUUUGGAGUUGCCCAUUUUCAUCAUGUUAUUGAGCUCCUUCGAUUCCGGCAAGGGACACUAUCAGGCAUUUUCUUAUCUGCAGUCUUUCAGUUUUCAUAUACAGCUGUUUUUGGAGCAUACACUGCAUUUAUAUUUGUCCGAACUGGACAUCUUGUGGGCCCAGUGCUGUGUCACUCAUUUUGUAACUACAUGGGAUUCCCUGCACUAAGUACAGCGCUGGAGCACUCACAGAGAAUCACUAUCUUCACUUUUUACCUGCUUGGCAUGCUGCUGUUCCUUGUACUUCUUUUCCCAAUGACAGAUCCUACGCUUUAUGGCAGUGCACCUUUGUGCAGUUUGGCUCAGAUGACCCAGGGAGGGGUAGGAACUUUGUGCUCCUGACGCAAGGUCUGUCCUUCGGUCUGAUACCCCAUUAAUGCAGCCAUAGCCAGCUCAGGGGCAGAGGACAAUAAAGCCAGCUUUUAAGCAAUGGAACUACAAUUUUAGUGAAAUGCUGUGAUUGAUAUAUAGAGUCUUCAGGGACUGAUGCCAUUCUUUUUUCCAGAUUAAAAAACAAACUUAUUUUAAAAUAUCUGUUUAAAGAGAGCUAUAUUUUGGGGGAAAACAUAUAUGCAGUUGACUGAGAAAAGAAGUGUUUUUGUGGUGUGGUACGGGGAGUGUGUUGUGUUACAGUAUAUUUAUUAAUAUCCCUAAUUUUAAACUUGGUUUAUUUCCUGUAAGGUUAUGCAGAGUAUUUUGGACAGGGUAUAUUUUUAUUUACAUUUAACCUCUUUUAUUAGGUAUAACAAGAUGUUUCUGACAUUAGUGAAAGGCAGCAUCUGCAUUUAUUGCAUAUUUCUUUUGACUGAAUUAUAGUGUGAUUACUUAGACUACAUAUUUUCCAUCACCUUGUUAGGAUGUGUCAUUUGUACCUUUUAAUGUUUCAUGUGAGAUCCCUUGAUAAGUGAGAAAGUUAAUUCAGAUCUUUAUACUGUGGUAAUCUGAAGUCUGUUAAAUAUUUCCAAGGAUAUUUGGAUUCCAAAGAUAUUUAUAAUUUAAACUUGCAGUAAAAUACUUGACAGAUCUUUUCAAUAAUGGCGGAGUACCAAAAUAUAAUAGUCAAAGGGCUUCCAAGAUGUAUUGAUUUAGUAGUUACUUCAGCAACUUAUUCAUUUUAUACUUCAUAAAUGAUCCCCUCUAAAAAUGCUUGCAAAGAAACAUUAAGCUACAAGUGACUUUGAAAGUUGCAUAUUCAUAAAGUCAUUUUGGAUGGCUGUAGUUAAGUAUAAUCCUGUUGUAAUUUUUGGUUAUUAAGUUGAAUUCAACAAAAAUUAUCAAAUAUAUCUGAGCUGAGCUUCUGAAAGGCUCAUUUGAAUAAAAAAAUACCUCCUUAGAUACCUAGAUAUUUAGAUUUCUUGAUAUAGUUUAGAAUAUUUCAUUUUUGGUAAAUUAAAAGGGACUACUGCAGUUUGCAUUACAAAAUAUUUUUCUGAAAUGUGCAAUUUUUGUUUUUAAUUUGCAAACUUUUUGGUAUUUAAACCUAGUCUGUAAGCUUUAAAUAAUAAUAAUAAUUCUUUACAUUUAUAUAGCGCUUUUGUUUAAAAACGGUGCUUAAAAUGUGUUGAAACAUUAAAUGUAGAAAAGCUAUACAAAAGUUGCCAUCCUGUCCAGUGCAGUAUUUAUCUAGUUAGUUAAACUUGUUUCAUCUUUUCACAAAUGUGGAGAUCUGUAAUGUGUAUGUUUUGACCCUUAAUUUCAGGUUAUUUAUUUUAAUCUAGUCCUAAUUUCAUUAUAUUUUUAUUAUUUCUGAUGCAAAAAUUGCAUACAUUUUUUAAAUUGCCAGUAUUUUGUUAAAUGAAAAUCAACAUUAAUCUGACUUUGCUCAGUGCAUUGCUUCAUUGUUUCCACAAGUUAAGAUUACUAUUUUGUUACUUUUUUACAUGCUUGCUUCACAAAUAUUGUAUUUUGUUGUUGCAGUAAGAACAUCAUCCAUAUGGUAGCAAUAAUAAUUUUCUUAUACUUUUCCCAAUGUAAUUUAUAAAUAGCUGAAACUUAGGACAGUUUGUAUUUUACUUCAGCUGACUGGUGUUUUGACACAGUGCCAUUUUACAGUUACUUUUUAGAUUGGACUAUUAACCUUUUAACAAACAUUUCUUUUCAUGUUACAUUUAAAUGCUUUAUAGUUAAUGGUGUAUCAUCCUUAUUUUAUGUUUUAGUCUUUCACUACUGAGUAUCCUGGAAUAUAUGGUAGGGAAAGUGCAAUUUUUCCAUUUGCUCAACACAGCAAUAUGUUAUUUCACUUAUUUUUCUGAAACGGAUGGAUUGUGAGUAUAGUGUGUAGUACUACAGUGAAUCUGAAUAUUGAUUAAUCAAUAUCAUUCUUGCCUCAGACUACUAGGUUAUACAUGUUUGCUUGAGAUGGAAAUUGUUGUCAUGAUGUCUUUUAGUUUGUUUGAUAUUUCACUACAUUUGAAAAUAUUUAAGCAAAAUGAUAGUUAAUAUUUUGAUGUGGCUUUGUGAAAGUGAGUAAAUAGAUUUGUACAAUUAUUUUUGGAGUGAUUGUCUGUGAGAGAGAGUGUUUGUUGGAAGUAAUAUUUAUCUCACUGUGUGAAUAAGUCAUAACUUCAUGGAAGUGGCUUUUGAAUAUUUUAAAACUGGCUGAACGGGCUUCUAGUACAACUUGUUCUAAACAUGCGCAUUUAUUCACCUUAAAGUUAUUUAUUUUGGAAUUAAUGAAAAAUAUUUUUGAAGGUUGCUGUAUAGCUAAUAUAGAGAGCAUGUAAUUCAUCCUUGUUAGUUUAACUUUCAGUUUAAUAUGCUGUACACUGAAAAUGCAAAUAAUGUUCUGCAUUUGUUCUGAAUGUUAAGUAGAUAGACGUAGGUGAUGCAUAGCGGCUGAAUAAGUCUGAGUAAUUAAUGUAGGGGAUUUCAAUAAAUAUGUACAAGACUGACAUUUUUCUGUUUCUCCAUUUUUAAAUUAGUUGUAAAGAGAGAGCACUAUUCUGGUUUGCAGUUGAGUGUGUUGUAUUAAGCUUGUUUGAUGGAAGUAAAUAAAUCAUUGAGUACAUUAGGAACCACUGCUUCUGGGCAGGAGUAAUGAAAAGAAAUAUCCAUUUGUGUACCAGCAAAACAGUUCCUUCAAUAUAAUCACUUAGUCGCUUGCCAGUUGGGAACUGCAACUAGAUAGUCCAUCAUAACCUUACACACUUGCUUCUCCAGUCACCACCAGCAACAAACAUCCUGCAUCCACAUUACUUUUCCCAAGUACAUGAUGAAAUUAGGAUAAUGAAAUAAUCUGAAAGCAUCAAAAUUAUUUUUUUUAUUCUUAUUACUUUCUUGGUAUGUGAUUGCUUUCUGAAUGUUUCCUUUCAAUUAUUUAACCAUCUCUCUUAAUUUAGUUCAUGGUUAAAAGGAGUUUGAACCUAAACUAGUAGCAGGUGCAAAGCAGAAACCAAUUCUAGUUUAGUUUGUAAAUUAUUGAAGAGACUUUAAAAGGUUUGUCUGUUUAGUUUACUUUUAAAAAACUGUGUAUGUGGAAAUGUUUUGUGAUACCUACUUUUAGAGCACCUGAAGCUAUAGCUUUCAUUAUUCAGAGCAGGAAAACAAUUGGGUAUUAGACUGUUAUGCGAACACCCAAAUACAAUUAUGAAAUUGAAUUUUUCUGGGUAAUAAUUUUAAUAAUAUAAGCAUAUAAUCUACCCCUUAAAGUGUUUAUUACAGUAAUUUCUCUAGUAAAUGUGAAAAAUGCAGGUUAUAAUUACAGUUAGACUUUUAAGUAUAUUAUUGUACACUAAAUUACUUAUUUGUAUUGAGUAAAAUGGUUUGCUAUUUAUUUUAUCUAGAGCCAAAAACAUAUAAACAAAACACAAUCAAUGUAAAAAAGAAAAAAGCAAGUAUAUACAGUACAGCAUGUUCCGAACACAAUCCAAACUCUGUACUCAACCCUCACUUGACUAACUUGUGUCAAGAAAGACCCAUCUAAAGUGUUUCUUUGUAUAGAAUAAAACGACAAGUAAAAUAAAGAAAUUCAGCACAGUCCUAGAGUGCUGAAUUCUUGCUAUAUUCUUAAAAACAAAUUGUGAAUUCAUUUUUGUAAGGAGAAUUCGAGUUUUUACCAAACUCAAAGUACAGAAUAUCACCUUCAAACUGAAUUUUGAAAGGUAGAUUUUGUUAUCUUUCACCUGAGCAUCAAAACUCUUCUUGCAAGUAGUGUGGUAUAAGCUAUCACAACAGAUUUGUUUCAUAGCACAGUAUUAGUCCAUCUGAUACUACCCUAAAUACUGCUGUUAGAUCCGAGGAGAAAAAGAUGUACAAACUUUUUGUCCAAAAUGGUUUGAGUGUAGGAAGUUCCCAAAACAAGUUUCCCAGCAAUGUGGGCACUUGCUGAUAUCAUUUAUAGGUUGGAUCGAGAUGUUCAUGGACAACGAUCAGUUUUUAGUUGAAUUAUAAAAUACUUGGCAUUUAUUGGAAUAUAUUUUUUGAAUUGUUGGAUUCCAUUCUAAAAUAGUAUCCUUUUUAUAAUUUGAUGUAAAUUAAUUACAUUUUUUAAAAAUUUAAUAAACUUGUAUUUGCAUGAUUUUUCCCCAGCAAAUUGCAGGUUUUACUCAGUCUAAGUUGAGUAAGUGGCCAUGUUGUCAGUUCUUGAAUCCCUUUGGGUCUACUUGGUCAUUACAGCACUAUAUUGCUUUGACAGUCUUGAGCUUCACUUGUAUCAUCAUGACAUGGUGUUCUAAGCCUGUACUUCAAGAGCUAAAGAAAGUGUUCAGAGUUUACAUCUGUUUUUUUGAUCAAGUAUCACUACUUUCAUACUAGUCUGGUUUAGAAAGAAUUUAUUUGAGAUUACGUAUUUCAUAGAACUCAUCUGAUUUAUUGAUGUAUUAGAAUUUAAACUUUUUCAUAUUUGGUGCUGCUUUAUUGCUUUCACACCCAACACUGUGAUGACAUACGAGUUCUACGACUUGGAUCUUCAGCUGUAACAUUUCACACAAAUUCAGGGAUGCAAAUGAGUUGUUCAUGUAGCACAUUUGAACUUCUUGUUGAAAAUGUGUAGCUUUUUUUUUUUUUUUU